Oncorhynchus masou masou (cherry salmon) is the source of this 1453-nucleotide messenger RNA. Its product is annotated as intraflagellar transport protein 56. The record is from RefSeq and is a predicted model, not a curated record. Bases 16 to 1260 code for a protein of 414 amino acids. Lineage: Eukaryota; Metazoa; Chordata; Actinopteri; Salmoniformes; Salmonidae. Gene Ontology annotation, biological process: intraciliary transport involved in cilium assembly; intraciliary anterograde transport. Gene Ontology annotation, cellular component: ciliary base; intraciliary transport particle B; ciliary basal body. Gene Ontology annotation, molecular function: protein binding; intraciliary transport particle B binding. The transcript is spliced from 13 exons.
GAUGAGAAGCAGCUGAUGGGUUUCCACCAGGAGUUGGAGGAUGUGACAGAGGACCAGCUCAGCCUGGCCUCCAUCCACUACAUGCGCUCCCACUACCAGGAGGCCAUCGACAUCUACAAACGCAUCCUGCUGCAGAACAGAGACUUCCUGGCCCUGAAUGUGUAUGUGGCUCUCUGCUACUACAAGUUGGACUACUACGAUGUGUCCCAGGAGGUGCUGGCUGUUUACCUGCUGAGCGUCCCAGACUCCACCAUCGCUCUCAACCUCAAGGCCUGCAACCACUUCAGGCUCUACAACGGAAAAGCAGCAGAGACAGAGCUGAAAAACCUGAUAGAUAUCUCCUCCAGCUCCUUUGAAUUUGCCAAGGAGUUAAUCCGACACAACCUGGUGGUGUUUCGUAAUGGGGAGGGGGCCUUGCAAGUGCUGCCUGCACUGAUUGAUGUCAUUACUGAGGCUCGUCUCAAUCUGGUCAUCUACUACCUCAGACAAGAUGAUGUCCAGGAGUCCUACCAGCUCAUCAAAGACUUAGAACCCACCACACCACAGGAGUACAUCUUGAAGGGGGUUGUAAAUGCUGCACUUGGACAGGAGAUGGGGUCAAGAGAUCAUCUGAAGAUUGCUCAGCAGUUUUUCCAGCUGGUUGGUGGCUCAGCUAGCGAAUGUGACACCAUCCCUGGCAGACAGUGCAUGGCUUCUUGUUUCUUUCUGCUCAGGCAGUUUGAGGAUGUGCUCAUCUACCUCAACUCUGUCAAGAGUUACUUCUACAACGAUGAUGCCUUCAACUUCAACUAUGCACAGGCCAAAGCUGCUGUUGGCAACUACAGGGAGGCAGAGGAGAUCUUCCUGUUGAUUCAGAAUGACAAGAACAAGAGUGACUAUGUGUACCUGAGCUGGCUGGCACGCUGCUACAUUAUGAACCAGAAGGCCCGUCUGGCCUGGGAGCUCUACAUGAAGAUGGAGACCUCAGCAGAGUCCUUCAGCCUCCUGCAGCUCAUUGCCAACGAUUGCUACAAGAUGGGCCAAUUCUACUACUCAGCAAAGGCAUUUGAUGUCUUGGAGAGAUUGGACCCCAACCCUGAGUACUGGGAGGGCAAAAGGGGGGCCUGUGUGGGUAUCUUUCAGCUAAUUUUGGCCAGCAGAGAACCCAGGGAGGCUUUGAAGGAAGUGCUGCCCUUGCUGAGGCACACUGGGAAUCCUCAAGUGGAAUACAUCAUCAGGAUUCUGAAGAAAUGGGCCAAGGACAACAGGGUUUCUCUGUGAUGUUAUCAUUCCGUACUUAAGAAUGCAUAGCCUAUAUGAAGAAAAGGGUCCUUUGGGCAAACUGACAGUCAAAUGCAAAAAUUCACCAAAAGUGCCAGUUUGUUUCAUUAUACAUUCAUCUCUUUCCUGUUUGUUAUUUUGUUAGUACAUUGUAUUGGUGUCAUUUUUUUGCACAUUUAUUCUGUACAUAUUU